CUGCCAGAUGGCUACAGGAUUUAAUUCUAUCGACAGAUCUGCCCGCAAGUUUAGCCGGCUAAACAGCACAGUUGUUUCUUUACAAUUGUUUCGACGAUCCAAGUUAAUUAUAUCGAUUCAGAUAACAUAUAAAGUGACUCAUUGUCAGUUAAUAUCGGAUAACUUUUUUAAGGUCAUCUUCCUAGAUCACCUUAGGAUUUCCCGGGAUUCCCGUAACAAUAAGACCGAAUGCUAAUCGUGGGAAAUUCCUUCGUCUACCUUUCCUCUUAUUGUUAAUUAAGAGAUGAUGAUAUUGCGACCGAUUACGCUUAUUCAAAAUUUUUAACUUCGUCGAAGAUCGACUUCCAAAAUACAAAACAUCGUACUUUCAUUACUUUCCCCACUACUCUUGUUGCCACCACUUUUUGGCAUCUCCUUCACCAAUCAAAAUAUAAAGCAGGUUGUAAUUAUAAAAAAGGGAAGACAUCAUCUUUCAAUUAAGAGAACACAUUCAAACCAACCACACCUUGUAUUUUGAAAAAUGAACGAGAAAAGUUGGUGAUGCUUCGACGUUCGAACAAGCAGCCGCGACCGUCAUCAACAGAGGUUUCAAACUAAUAAGGAUGUCGACUACUCAAGAUGGGGAAUCGGGUAUAACAAUACCAUUACAAUAUAAUAACUCUCAUUGGAAGUCUAUAUUUGAAAAAUAUGAUCUUGACGGUGAUGGGAAAAUUUCUUACCAAGAAUUAAGAGCAAUGAUACGAAGUUCUGCUUAUUCUAAUGAUAUUCCAACCAGAGUUGUUCAUCUAAUAAUGCGUAAGGCAGAUUUAGAUGAUUCUGGAUAUUUAGAUUAUCCAGAAUUUAUAGCUAUGAUUCACAGAAAAGAUAUGCAAGGUGUUUUUGGACAUCUUGUACAAAGAUAUGUACAAUCAAUGGUACCACAAAGACCUAGUACUUUACAUUUAACACGUUCCAGUGAUUUUCCUGAUGGACAGUAUGAAGAAGAAUAUACUUGUAACCCUCCAGCACUAGCCAUGAUAAUUAUAUCAAUAUUAGAAAUUGUUUUAUUUUUGUACGAUGUGAUCGUAUACAGAACGCCUUCUGUAGAAGGACCAGCAGCUACAUUAUUUAUUUAUAAUCCACACAAAAGGUAUCAAGCAUGGAGGUAUAUAACAUACAUGUUUGUACAUGUAGGGGUAUUUCAUCUAGUGGUAAACUUACUUGUACAAAUAAUGUUGGGUAUUCCAUUAGAAAUGGUGCACAAAUGGUGGAGAGUACUAAUCAUAUAUCUAGCUGGAGUAGUGGCAGGAUCUCUUGGUACAUCCGUGUCUGACCCUAGAGUAUACUUGGCGGGUGCAUCGGGUGGUGUAUAUGCAUUAAUAACUGCUCAUGUUGCAACUAUUUUAAUGAACUGGUCUCAGAUGGAGUUCGCCGUUUUGCAAUUGUUAGUAUUUCUUGUUGUAACGUCCGCUGACAUUGGUCAAGCAAUAUAUAACCGUUAUGUAUUAGCAACCGACGACCAAGUUGGAUAUGUUGCACAUUUUGCUGGUGCUAUUGCAGGCCUACUUGUGGGCAUAAAUGUACUUCGUAAUCUUGAAGUGAAAACCUGGGAAAAAGUUGUUUGGUGGGCCAGUAUUAUUACUUACACUGCACUCAUGACAGCUGCCAUUUUCUGGAAUAUUUUAUACACUUCUCAUUACGAGUAGUUAUUAGUAUUAACUUUCAUAUAUUUAUUUUUGGUGUUUCCUUUUUUUUUUUUACUGUAAAUAGAGUUUAUGAUCUUGCCAUGAUACGAGCAGAAAUGGAUAUAAAUUUUGUCAUAAAAAUAGUUGAAGAAACAUAACAAAUUAACGUGUUACAUAUUUGAAUGAACAGAUUACAUAUUUUUUAAAUGUAUUUAUAUACAACUGCAUUUAAUACGCACAAUCGUUUAGACGAAUUAGAUAUCUGUGAUAGAAAAUGCCUUGACAAUAGACACUGUUAAUUAAGAACUAUUUUGUUAGAAAUAAUUUGUUAAUAACUCUUCAAAAGUUGUAUGAAAAAAACCAAUGAAGAAUGACAAAUUUUUAAUUGGAGAAACAUUAAUAAGUUAUUGUGGUAUUAAUACUGCAAUAUUUUGAACAUCUUUACGCACAACCGAGUAAUUUUCUUAUUACUCAUAGUAUUUAACUUUGAACAAUUUUUACUAUUAUGAUAAAUUUUAAGUAUUAUUGAUAUGAGAUAAAUUAUCAAGAAUUUUUACGUAAUAAGUUACUACAUUUCAUUGUAUCAUGUAUUUAUAAUUCACGAUGUCAUGUACCUGAUUCGUAAAUUACUAACGAGUUGCAAAAAUAAUUUGAUUAUAAUGUAUAAGGCCCAGAUGUUGUCCUUUUGUAUAUUGUAACGUUAAAACAACUUAAAAUCAAACAAUAACAAACAAUAAUAUUAUAAGAGUGCGUUGUGUGUUUUUACAGUGUUGAAAAAAUCCUCAAGUACAUUAUAAAAAGAAAAUAUUUUUUAAAUAUUAAAAUGAACUGCUAGUUUAAGAAGUAUUGUAAAAGACGAACACUGAAGUGAGUGUAUUGCUUCAGAAAGAUGUUACACACUAGGUGUACUGAGACGAUCUCAAGAGAUAGGGUAGUUUGUGCAUAAAUAAAAAGGAAACGUAAUUACAACGAACCGUGUUGAACAAUAGAUGAAUAAAGAACCUCAUUUAAA
This is a messenger RNA of Osmia lignaria (orchard mason bee), 2676 nucleotides long. RefSeq names its product rhomboid-4 (gene rho-4). Gene Ontology annotation, cellular component: membrane. Gene Ontology annotation, molecular function: serine-type endopeptidase activity; calcium ion binding. The record is from RefSeq and is a predicted model, not a curated record. NCBI's taxonomy places the organism in Eukaryota, Metazoa, Arthropoda, Insecta, Hymenoptera, Megachilidae.